AUGUCUAUUAAGCUGUGUGAUGUAAUUGACUUGAUGGAUCGUGGUCUUGUCCUCGAUCAAAAUUCUAAAAAUUAUACGUUUAUUGGAAGUUUAACCGAAAUGCAUUGUCCUGAUAAUAAUUGUGGUAAUGAUGAUAACAAAAAAAUUAGUUCUGCCUUUAUAGCAUUCCUAAAUUACUUUAAUAAUACUGGUAUUGAUGAGAAUUUAGAGAGUGAUAAAAUUGCUGAAUCCGCUAUUUUAUGGUUAGGUCACAAACUGAAUCAAAAAGCAGAAAAUGGAACCACCACAUUAAAGGAUUUUUAUAAUAAUCAUAUAGAAACAAAUAGUCAUUAUAAUAAGAAAAUAACUACUAAUAGUAGUAAUAAGAUUAAUAAGGAUGUUAUAGAAAAAAAAAUAAAAUCGAUGAAUAUUGGUAUUAAAGAUAUAUCUAAUUUUUAUGAUACAUUUAAAUCAUUAUGUAAUAUGGAUAGUGAACUUGAUCCAAAAAAAAAACCCCAAUGCAAUAAAUGUUUAAAAAAUGCUGGAGAAUUUUAUGAAAAAUAUGAAAAACUUAAAAAUGCUUUAGAUAUUAAUAAAGGAAGUUCUUAUUUACAACUAUUGUCUAGUUUAUCAAAUGAUUAUAACAAAUUUAAAGAGAAAUAUAAAAAGGAUGUAUGUAAUGAUAUCGAAUCCUUUGAAUCUUGUUUACGAAGUUCAUCGACAAAAAGUCCAGUGACAAAUUGUCCAAUGACAAAUUGUCCAGCGACAGAAUGUCCAGCGACAGAAUGUCCAACGACAGAAUGUCCAGUGAAAGAAUGUCCAGUGACAAAAAGUACACUAAUUACAAUUGUAAUUAUAUUUGUUGCAUCAUCAAUUUUAUUGGGAGUUUCUUAUAAGUAUUCGUUAUUUGGAUUUCGUAAACGAUCUCAAAAACAGCAUUUAAGAGAAAAGCUAAAAAAAUAA
Plasmodium yoelii is the source of this 942-nucleotide messenger RNA. RefSeq names its product PIR protein. Bases 1 to 942 code for a protein of 313 amino acids. NCBI's taxonomy places the organism in Eukaryota, Apicomplexa, Aconoidasida, Haemosporida, Plasmodiidae. The record is from RefSeq and is a predicted model, not a curated record. The transcript has 3 exons.